GAGGACAUAUCUGAUUCAUAAUAAUGGCGUUUUCCAAAUCUAUCCAGAAGGUACAGGCUCCAAUGUCCUGUCAGAUGUGUGAAGAAUCCAGUGAGAUUAAAUGGAAAUGUUUACAAUGUAACUUUUUCUUGUGUACAAAAUGUCAGAAACUUCACCUAAAAGUUAAAUCCACUGACAAGCAUGUUAUCAUAGAUAUAAAAGAAAUUGCCUUUUACCAAAAGCAAGCAAAGGAUAGUGUGGAUUUUGGUAAUAUACCAUGUGAAAUUCAUAAUGGACAAAACUGCUGUUUAUUUUGUCUGACCUGUGAGGAAGUUGUCUGCCCUUUGUGUAUUGCUACAACUCACAACAAACAUAAUAUGAUUCAGUUAGAUGAAGGAUAUAAACUUACUAUAAAUGGAGUCAAAACUUUGAACUCUGAACUUGAAGAGCUAUUAUUAGAUAAUGUUAAAAGACUAUCUAAAGUAGAUUCUUUAAAAUCUUCUGAAGGCUCAAAAUAUGAAUCUGAGAAGCAGAAAAUUCUAAGUCAAGAUCAAGUUUUAAAGAAUGAAGUUGACCAUUAUACAAAGAAACUUUUAAGAGAUCUUGAAGACAGAUGGGAAACUCUGAAGUUAUCUUUAAAAGAAGAAGAAGACAGAUCACAAAAGAUCAACAAAGAUAUAGAACAAAGGAACAAAAAAUUAUACCAAGCCCUUCAAUCCAACAAUGCUAAUGAAGUCUUCAAUAAAUUUAAGGAAGAAAAAAGAAGCACACAACUCAGAACAAAAACUGUGAACCCAACAUUUAAAAGACUGCCACAGUAUGUAUCACAAAAACUACCUUUUUUAGUCUCACAACAUGGAGAGUUAAUUGACCCUGAGGAUGAGAAUUCACAGGAUGAUUUUGUUUUUAAAGUGAUACAGCAAUAUAAAACUGAAUUAAAUUUUGUUGAAAAUUUAGUGUGCUGUGAUUAUGGAAUGCUAUGGAUAGAUUAUGGAAAGGGUAAAACAUUACAGAAAGUACAGCCUAACAAAGAAUCAAUAAAUGUUAUCACAAACCUAAAUAUAGAAAUAUCUGACAUGGCUUUAUUACUAUAUGGUGGAUUGCUGCUAUGUACUAAAGAACCUGAACUAAAAAUAUUUCAGAAAAGAACUUCAGAAAUUGAAGAGACAAAAUACAGUGUAGCCCCAUUGAUUGGUAUAUCGGUUCAUGUAUCAGUUGGAAAUAAGAUUAUAGUGGGUGCUAGAAAUAGAGGAGAAAAGGCAUUCCCCAUCAGUGGUCCGAGAAAGGUCAUUGUGAUGGAUUUGGAUGGGAAAAAAGAGAAAGUGUAUCACUUAGAUAGUAAAAGGAAACCUAUAUUUUCUGUUCCUCGUAGAAUAACUUCUGACAAUAACGAUUACAUUUAUGUCAUAGACAUUCUAUCGGAAGAAGAUUGGAAAGGUAGGAUAGUGGCAUUAAAUAGUUCCAAUGGAGUAAGAUGGAUGUAUAGGGGUCAUCCAGAUAUGAAAAAAGAACAAAUAUUUCAGCCAAAUGAUUUAGUGGCAACAAAAUCAAACAAUAUUAUAGUCACUGAUGAUCAAAAUCAUAUGUUUCAUAUACUUAACAAAGGAAAAUGCAUUCGUUACUUGAAAGCUGAUGAGUUUGGUAUCAACCUCCCUUCGUCUCUAGACAUUGGAAUUGAAGGUCUGUUAUACAUAGGUUGUGGAACACAUGAAGAAGAACCAGCAGAAGCCAAAAUUUUUACUGUUCAAUUUUCUGGAUUCUGAACUAAAAUUAACUAUACAACUGUGGCAUAUAAAGGAUAACUAAAAUGACUUUUAAAAAAUCUUGAACUUUAUUUUCCCCCCUUUUUCAAUGAUCAAACAACACUGGACUAAAGAAAAGAAUUCCACUAUUCAAAUUUUCAAAUGUACUGUUGAUUGUAAUUGAGGUUUGUUUUUCUCUCUGAUGCAUACAUACUACUUAAAACUCAAUAGAGAUGUGGUAUGAUUACUAAUGAGACAAAUAUCCACCAGAGUUCAAUCAUGUGUCUGUCCCACA
Messenger RNA from Mytilus californianus (California mussel), 2016 nucleotides. RefSeq lists its product as uncharacterized. Bases 24 to 1742 code for a protein of 572 amino acids. Lineage: Eukaryota; Metazoa; Mollusca; Bivalvia; Mytilida; Mytilidae. The transcript has a single exon. Gene Ontology annotation, molecular function: zinc ion binding; protein binding. The record is from RefSeq and is a predicted model, not a curated record.